Molecule: messenger RNA, 3241 nt
Organism: Megalops cyprinoides (Indo-Pacific tarpon)
Lineage: Eukaryota; Metazoa; Chordata; Actinopteri; Elopiformes; Megalopidae
Gene: kctd10
Product: potassium channel tetramerization domain containing 10
Exons: 7
Coding region: 90-1031 (313 amino acids)
Biological process (GO): protein homooligomerization; protein ubiquitination; proteasome-mediated ubiquitin-dependent protein catabolic process
Cellular component (GO): Cul3-RING ubiquitin ligase complex
Molecular function (GO): ubiquitin-protein transferase activity; protein binding
Source: RefSeq, a predicted model, not a curated record
CUGCUUGUUGCAGACGUGCCCUAGCUGGUCCGGAAGUGGGUGAUUCCUUGACUGACUGGUUCGAGGGUUCGGGAGUGUUUCAAGAUUCUAUGGAAGAGAUGUCGGGAGAAAGUGUGGUGAGCUCGGCGGUGCCGGCGGCUACAACUCGGACCACUUCCUUCAAGGGCUCCAGCCCCAGCUCCAAGUAUGUGAAGCUGAACGUCGGUGGAGCGCUCUACUACACUACAAUGCAAACCCUCACCAAGCAGGAUACUAUGCUCAAGGCGAUGUUCAGCGGCAGGAUGGAGGUGCUGACAGACAGCGAAGGUUGGAUCCUGAUUGACCGGUGUGGGAAACACUUCGGGACGAUCCUCAACUACCUGCGGGACGGGGCUGUCCCUCUGCCGGAGAGUCGGCGGGAGAUCGAGGAGCUGCUGGCGGAGGCGAAGUAUUAUCUGGUCCAGGGACUGGCGGAUGAGUGCCAAGCAGCACUGCAGAACAAAGACACAUAUGAGCCCUUCUGUAAAGUACCCCUGGUGACAUCCUCCAAGGAGGAACAGCGACUCAUUGCCACCUCCAAUAAGCCUACUGUCAAACUCUUGUACAACAGAAGCAACAACAAAUAUUCCUACACCAGUAACUCUGAUGACAACAUGCUGAAGAACAUCGAGUUGUUUGACAAGCUGUCCCUCCGGUUUAAUGGUCGAGUUCUGUUCAUCAAAGAUGUGAUUGGUGAUGAGAUCUGCUGCUGGUCCUUCUAUGGGCAGGGGCGCAAGAUCGCCGAAGUGUGCUGCACCUCCAUCGUCUACGCCACUGAGAAGAAGCAGACCAAGGUUGAGUUCCCAGAGGCCAGGAUCUAUGAGGAGACCCUAAACAUCCUCCUGUACGAGUCCCAGGAUGGGCGAGGCCCUGACAACGCCCUGCUGGAGGCCACCGGGGGCGCCGCUGGCCGCUCUCAUCACCUGGACGAGGACGAGGAACGGGAGCGCAUCGACAGGGUGCGCCGUAUCCACGUCAAGAGGCCGGACGACCGCACCCACCACCACCAGUGACACCCCCCCGGACACCCUCGGCCCCAUGUCCUGUGCCUUACAAAAACCAGCGCUUCGCCUCACUUCCACCCCCCACCACACACACACAGGACCCCCCCCCCACAGCUUUGUCCUGCUUAUGCACACAGCCAGCAGGCUACAGCUGCAGGGGAAGAGAGAGGCACAGACUAUUAACUGUUUCUUAAAUGAAAGCUAACUCAGUUUGGCCAAAACAGUGUCCAGUGUAGAUGCAGCUGUUAGCCCACUAUAGGCGUGUUAAAAAGAAGAAACUUCCCCCCCCCACACGGUUUGAAAAGUGCCAUUAUCAUCGGUGGCACAGCGUGUUGUCUUUGGGCCAGACAUGAGGUGGAGUGGGAGAGAAAUGGUAGUCCUUUUCUCACCUUAGUAGUGUUUAGGCCAGUAACAGCGUGAAUGUGUGGCUAAAAGUCACGUGUACGACGACAGUGGGUAUGUUUAUGAAGGGCUCUCUUCAAAAUGGUCUCAUCAUUGUGUGGUGGAAAUUUGAAUAUGAUUUUAUUUUAUCAAAUGACCAUUAAAAAUCCAAGCAGUUGCAAAUGAAUUGAAUGAAAAUGAUAAAAUCUUUAUAAUGCGAUAGCAGUCCCUGAAGUGGUCCAAAACUGAAUCGAAAGCAUUCCUGAGCACUGUGUCCUUGUGCUUUGUGACAGUAGAAUCCAUUUGCCUCUUGGGUUAUUGACUCAAGGCUGAGAAGCUGCUCUGCAAGACAAAAUGAACUGGAGUCCAUUCAGUCCCAGACCUUUUUUGAAUUUGCAGUGAAAGAAAGUGCACUUGUGUCAUAGUGACAGCUAAGGCCGGUAUCCAUUCAAGACAAGGAACUAUACAUAAGUUCUGAAUUUGGUCCUGAUAGUGUUACAUUUUUUUUUAAAGGACACUGAGUGAACUUUUGAGGUGAGCCACAGAUUUCUGCAGUUUUAGCAUAUGCUCCCAUACUAAUACUAUAACAGAUAUUAAGGAUGCAGAUUAGUUCACAUCCCCACCAAGUUAAAGGUUGGCACCUGGUGGUAUGUUUAAAAUACCAUUUAUUAUUAUUAUUGUUGCUUUAAGUUGUCAUCCACAAUAAUCUGCACUCCAUACGGUUUGUGAACAUACUGUGUGUUAGUUGACGUAUUCGUACUGACGUGCUGGGUGAGUCAGUGUGCAUUGUGUGUGAAGCCGCUGUUUUGUGUGUGUGUAUGUACUAUUCUAAGUUUGAAAUGUCAUUUUAUCCUUGUCUGUUGCUGAAGUGUCACUUGAAACGGCUUUUUGUAAUGUGCACUGUCAGAUGCGAGUAGCAACUAGACACUCUCAGCCACUGAUGUUUAGAGGUGAAGGAAACUAUAAAACCCUGGCUUUUGUUGUGCUGUGUUAUCUAUUGUUUGAAGUAAUGUAUUGUGAAUGGAAUGUCUGAACCGGAAAUGUGAGAGGGAAACGGUCAUUGUGCUUUUGUUAUCGGGUCAUGUUAUGUCACUUGUGCUGAUGGGUGUGGCUUAACAGUAUUCUCAAGAAAGUGAGGUUGAGGAGAAUGGUAGGUUGGAAGAUUUUUGAAUUUUGAUGGUAUGUUCAAGUGAAGUGUAGUUUGUCACAAGCUAUGUUCUUAUGGAAAGGUUAUUGGUAAAGGUGUAAAUGUUGCAAAACACUUUGGGAAUGCAACUUGUACUGUUCUGGAUGUGUUGGGGUUUGCCACCAGAGGGCAGUGUGCGAAAAGAUAAUACUAGGCUUCCUUUUCCUGUGUUGCAGACACAGUCAAGUUUCCUUCCACAGUCACUGUAGGGGCAUGCAUGGUAUUUAUUUGGAUCCAUUGACCAUUAAAAUCAAUAUCAUUCUUCUUAGUUACACAAGGCUGGGGAUUGAUCACCUCUCAUUACCUAAUUUCUCAGUGUGCUGAGCAUGUGGAAACUUAAAAGAGGUGAAUUUGAGACGCACAGUGAGGUGUUAAAGUAUACCCAGGUGAUUAAAUUAUUAUACCUGUUUAGAAAUGGAGACCAAGGCCGAAACGGAAACCAGACGCCACCCUCCAGGGGCUGGAUUUGCCUUUAUGGGAGCUUUUACAGUGACUGAAAUUAGAACUGUGCAUCAUUAUAGUGUUCAUGAAAGAAUGUACGUACAUUUUGUUAGAUUCAAAGACAUAUUUUUUAUGAUCAUCACACAUAGAAAAAUAAUCUCUUUGUACAGAUAUGCACAGAAAAAUGUUUUACUUAUAUUUAUACCUACAU